Molecule: messenger RNA, 2064 nt
Organism: Yarrowia lipolytica CLIB122
Lineage: Eukaryota; Fungi; Ascomycota; Dipodascomycetes; Dipodascales
Biological process (GO): protein dephosphorylation
Molecular function (GO): protein tyrosine phosphatase activity
Source: RefSeq, a predicted model, not a curated record
AUGCAAACAAAGUUAGGCUCAGACAAUCGAAGACUUGAACUUGGGACACAGGAGCACUCAGGAAGGAGGAGAGUAGCAAGUACCGACAGCAGUACAAGAACAAGUAGCAGCACACCAAACAGCAGCAGCACUAGCGUUCUCGACCAGCAGCAGCAUCAGCAGCUACAGCUACAUCAGCGCCGUGCAUCCCAGCAUCAGCAUCAGCAUCCCUACGACUUCCCCACAACAGUAGGUACGUGUACCGACAGACUGACCGCCACUACCGAGCCCGGGCCCAUGUCUGUAUCGCCGUACUCUCCCUGCUCGCCGGAGGUGCGAUUCCCCAUCAAAGAGCAGCCGUCAUAUUUCGAAGCUCCCUCGGCCGUCACUUCAAAUACACACACAAUGAAGGCUCGCAGUCAAUCGCCGACAACCGAGCAGAUACCUCCACCAAUAGCGCUGCCAUCACUCCAGCUGCGUCGUCCCUCGCUACCCAUCACUUCGCUGGCUCGAGAAACGCCGUCCCAGAUCCGGGCGCUGACUCCAGACCAGCUGGUGGACUUGCUACAGCAAGCUCCAGGCGCCACUGUGGUCGACAUCAGACCCUACUGCGACUACACACUGUCGCGGGUGAAAGGCGCCCUUCAUUUCUGCAUCCCGUCCACGUUCCUCAAACGGGCCUCCUACUCGUUCCGACGCACGGUCGACAACAUGCUCCCCGAGCAGCGCCAUGCCUUUGACAACCUGGCCGACCUGCCACCUCUGGUGAUCUACGAUCGCAGCAGCGAGCACUUACAGACUUCUCAGAGCAACCUGUACCAUACGCUGAUGAAGUUUGUGACUGCUGAGGGCUGGCCUGCAGACCAAACUGCCCACUACUUAGUCGGAGGCCUAGAUGCCUGGAGCAGGAACGACAGAGUAGCAGCAAACGGGCUACUUGACUCGGAAAUGUAUAAAUGCGAGGGCCGACCACCAGAGUUUGGAGCCAUUGGAUUCACUCGAGCCACAGCCAACCUCGCAGACGCAAACGCCAUCCCCUUCCCGCUCGUCACGUCGGGUCUGAGACAAAACCCGCUUUUCAAGUCCGUGCGGGCAGCAAUGGAGGUCCAGGACGAUGAGUACAUUGAAGUGCAACUGCCUGUGGACCUCGAGCCGUCAGACAACCACCCGGACUGGGUCAAGACGAUUCUUAGUGACCCUCUGGAAGCCAGCAAAAAGAUGGCUGCCGAGUUCCGGAGUCUGGAGCAGGCGGAAAAGAACCGGAUGUUCGGCGCGCUGUCCAUUAAGAGCGACUCGGAAAACUACUUUGAUCGACGUUACUCCAUUUCAGGAAUCGAACUGGGCGUCAAAAACAGAUACGACAACAUUUAUCCUUAUGAACACACCCGGGUCAAAUUGGCUCGAAAAACCCAGGGAUGUGAUUACAUUAAUGCCUCGCACAUUUCCUCAGCACACAGCAAGCGGGUGUAUAUCGCCACCCAAGCGCCUCUGCCUGAGACGUUUGCAGACUUCUUCCACAUGAUCUGGGAGGAAAAGGUGCCUGUCAUUGUGCAACUGGCUCCCGAGUUUGAGGGAGCCAUGCUCAAGUGCCAUAACUACUGGGGCGAAGGAACGCAUGGACCUUACACGGUGCGCGUGAUUGCCACCAGGAAGGAGGACGUGGACACCAAGGACAACAUUGUGGCUACCAUCCGGACAUUUGAAGUGUCACGAGAGGGCGUGGUGCGGCAUGUGACGCAGAUCUUCUACGAUGCUUGGCCCGAUUUGGGCCGGCCUGCAAACCCCGCAGACCUCUUGAGGUUGAUGGAGCUCAAGGACGGUAUUUUGAAACAUGCCAAGCUUCCCGUGGACGGUACCAAGGUGGUUGUACACUGCAGUGCCGGGUGUGGCCGGACAGGUACUUUCUGUGCCAUUGACAUUGUGUGCGACAUUUUGCAACGCGGUGAUCCUCAGUACCAGCAUAAGGAUGUGGUUGCCGAGGUAGUUGCCGAAUUGCGAACCCAGCGAACCUCAAUGGUCCAAAGUCUGCGGCAGUAUGUCUUGUGCUACGACUCUGUUCUUGCCUGGUUGGCUAAGCGACAGUAG